GGGGCAGGAACCUACCGGACCUACAAACGACAAGCCCGAGGGUGGAGCGGGGAUGCUUUGCGGUAGACGAGCAUGAUCCCACUGCCAACGUCUGUAAGCCUUCCUCCGUGCUCCUGGGGGCUGAGGCUUGGCCAGCAGCCAUGAGAAUAGACUGGCCCCAAGCCUGGCUUUUGGGCCUGCCCACAGCCGUGGUGUAUGGUUCCUUGGCCCUCUUCACCUCUGUCCUGCAUAAUGUGUUCCUGCUGUACUACGUGGACACGUUUGUCUCGGUGUAUAAGAUCAACAAACUGUCCUUCUGGAUUGGAGAGACUGUAUUCCUCCUCUGGAACAGCUUCAAUGACCCCCUCUUUGGCUGGCUCAGUGACCACAAGUUCCUCAGCUCCCAACCCCGGUCGGGAGCCGGGCUCUCCUCCAGAGACGUGGUGCUGACCCGGGUGAGGGCUCUGAGCUGGCACGGGCCCUUGCUGGCAUUGUCAUUCCUGGCCUUCUGGGUGCCCUGGGCCCCUGCUGGCUUGCAGUUCUUACUGUGCUUGUGUCUCUAUGAUGGCUUCCUGACCCUCGUGGACCUCCACCACCACGCCUUGCUGGCCGACCUGGCUCUCUCUGCCCACGACCGCACCCACCUCAACUUUUACUGCUCCCUCUUCAGUGCGGCUGGCUCCAUGUCUGUCUUUGCCUCCUACGCCUUUUGGAACAAGGAGGACUUCUCCUCCUUCCGUGCCUUCUGUGUGGUACUAGCUGCUGGCUCUGGCCUGGGCUUCCUGGGGGCCACACAAUUGUUGAGGCGGCGGAUUGAGACCACCAGAAGGGACAGAGGGUACUCAGCCAUGGUCGUGGAUAGAGGCAUAUGUGAGGAAGAGCCUCUGGUGGGUGGUGAGGAAGCAGGCAGCAUCACCUUGGGCCAGUACCUCCGGCAAUUGGCAUGCCACCAAAACUUCCUGUGGUUCGUGGGCAUGGACCUGGUACAGGUGUUUCACUGCCAUUUCAACAGUAACUUCUUCCCUCUCUUCCUGGAGCACUUGUUGUCUGACCACAUCUCCCUCUCGACAGGCUCCUUCCUGUUGGGCAUCUCCUAUGUUGCUCCUCAUCUCAACAACCUCUACUUCCUGCCCCUGUGCCGGCGCUGGGGUGUCUAUGCCGUGGUGCGGGGCCUCUUCCUGCUCAAGCUGGGCCUUAGCCUCCUCAUGCUGCUGGCUGGCCCUGAUCGCCCCGGCCUGCUUUGCUUCUUCAUUGCCAGCAACCGUGUCUUCACUGAGGGCACCUGUAAGCUGCUGACCCUUGUGGUCACUGACCUAGUGGAUGAGGACCUGGUGCUGAACCACCGGAAACAGGCAGCCUCGGCUCUCCUCUUCGGUAUGGUUGCCCUGGUGACCAAACCUGGCCAGACCUUUGCCCCACUGCUGGGCACCUGGCUUCUCUGCUUCUACACAGGUCAUGACCUUUUUCAGCAGUCCCCAGUGAUCGUGGGGAGUGUCCAGCCGAGGCCAGAGCCCCCAGCCCCGGCCCCAGCACAGGCUGCGACACUCCGCCAGGGCUGCUUCUACCUGCUAGUGCUGGUGCCCAUCACCUGCGCGCUGCUGCAGCUCUUCACCUGGUCGCAGUUCACGCUGCACGGGAGACGCCUCCGCAUGGUCAAGGCCCAGCGCCAGAACCUGGCACAGAUCCGAACGCUGGACAUUAAGAUGGUGUGAGAGCGGUUGCAAAGCCACUCUGCUGAGGUCCUUGCACAAGUCCCAGCAGAAACCUCUCCCGCCGGCCAGCAUCCUACUUCACCUUUGCUGGGUGCAGCUCCUGGGGAGGUCUGCCCUUGGCUAGCUGGCUGAUUGAGCUCGGGCAAGGGCUGGAUCGUAUGUGCUCAGGAACUGAGGCUCCUGUAGGGCAAGAAGGAAGGAGGGCCAGAAAGGGCAGGGGGAGUGUGGUGCACAAGGAGGUGCUGGGGUCCUGGAGCUGGAGCUGGCAACUUGGUGGGUUCAGGAACUUCUGAGACUGUAACUCCUUUUGCCCACUCAGGCGAAGCUGGCUGAAGUGCUCCUUGCCUCUCCUUGAGUCAUUUCUCCGAGGCUUCUCUGCUUCAGUCGGAAGUAGCAUGGCCUCUGUGCUGUGGGCUCCCCAAAGCCCAGCAGGCCUCCAAACUCUAAAGAGUUUCGAGUAAAGCCAGUCAUUCCCACUCCUGAGGUCUGUGCCCUGUGUGUGGGGAGCAGGCGCACAGUGUUGGUGGGGGCUGGGAAGUACCCCACGAGCAUUUUCCUAGCGAUGCUGGGACAGAAAUGCAAAUUAUGAGCUGGACCUGGUGAUUUAUGCCUAUAACCCCAGUGUUGGGAAGGCUGAGGCAGGAUUGCCUCAAGUUCAAAGCUAGCUAAAAAAAAAAAAAAACCAAAACACUCCCACCACCAUCAAAUCAGCCCAGCAGACUGCUGGGUGAUCAGGCCUGGAGCCAGUUACCUCCAUGCGGUUCCCACACACCAUUGCGGACAGUUGUCAGAAAGGAGCCGCUGCCAAGCCAGGGGCUCGCCACCCUGAACUCACCUGAAGAGCUUCUGAAAUACCCUGCCUGAGUUUUCGCCCAGAUUCAGACUGGGUCUGGACUGGCCGUGGGAGCUUUUGUGUGAUGCAAACCUCUGGGGGUGAUUUUCCUCAUUGUAGGACCGUUGCAUACUGGUUAGCAGUGACCUGGGCCUCCUCCACCUACCAGCUAUCAAUAGCAUCCCCAGUCUCCAGCUGUGAUCACUGAACAAGUCCAGAUGUUUCUAGAUGUGUCCCAUGGGCAGACUGAUCCUAAAGGGAACCUUCUGCUCUAGGCCAGUGGUUCUGAGGGUCUGCACAGGGGAUCAAAUUAGGCACACGGCCCAGCCAACAAGCAGUCGCUCUCUCAAGGUUAUUUUUGCUUAUGUUUAUUUUUGUGGUUCUGACAGUCUUUCUUUCUGAUAUGGAUGAUAAAGCAGCCAUACCUUAUACUUAUUGGGGGAGAGUAAAUAUUUGUUAGGUAUCUGCCAAUUUUCUUUCAGAUACAGGUUUAAAUUAUUUAUAGCCCUAGCUGUCCUGGAACUCACUCUAUAUA
This is a messenger RNA of Microtus ochrogaster (prairie vole), 3058 nucleotides long. RefSeq names its product solute carrier family 68 member 1 (gene Slc68a1). The record is from RefSeq and is a predicted model, not a curated record. NCBI's taxonomy places the organism in Eukaryota, Metazoa, Chordata, Mammalia, Rodentia, Cricetidae.